CAAUCCCGGAGGAGGCGGCGCCGUCCCGGCCGCUCGGGGCUCCGAGUGUGGCCGGCGCGGGCUGGGAGCCGGAGAAGCCGGCGGAGCCGGGUAGCAGGCGAGGCCGGGCCAUCGGGGGGCGCCGCCGCAGAGAAGAAAUAUGGCAGAGCUCUCGGAGUUAGAAGGACCAGUCGAUUGGAAGGAGCGAUGCGUAGCUCUGGAGUCCCAGCUCAUGAAGUUUCGAGUUCAGGCAAGCAAGAUCCGCGAGCUCUUAGCAGAGAAAAUGCAACAGUUGGAGAGACAAGUUAUCGAUGCCGAACGUCAAGCAGAAAAGGCUUUUCAACAGGUACAAGUUAUGGAAGAGAAACUAAAGGCAGCUAAUAUUCAAACCAGUGAGUCAGAGACUCGGCUGUAUAAGAAGUGUCAAGACCUGGAGUCUGUAAUGCAGGAGAAGGAUGACAUCAUUCAGAACUUGGAGCUGCGGCUUGAAGAGCAGAAACAAAUGAGACUACAAGAAGCUAAAAUAAUAGAAGAAAAAGCUGCCAAGAUCAAAGAAUGGGUAACAGUUAAGCUAAAUGAGCUGGAAGUGGAGAAUCAGAAUCUUCGUUUCAUCAACCAAAACCAAACUGAAGAGAUAAGAGCAAUACAGUCACAAUUGCAAGAACUCCAAGGGAAGAAGAUCUCCUGUGUCUCCACACCGAAGCUCUCAGAGGGGCAGAGCCUGAGCGGUUUGACAUUUGGAUGCUUCUUGUCCCGAGGGAAGAGUCCUCCUCAUGAAGUCCGAAGCGAGGAAGUGAGCAAGAUGGCAUCUAAAGAACCCGAGUUCACCGAAGGAAAAAGGGGCGAAGAGAUGGAAAUUGCAGAGAAGCCUGCUGAUAACCAAAUCCAAGAAAAGAGAAACCAGAGAAAGUUGCACGAGACCCCUUGCAACUCAGAACAGAACCGCAAAACGAGAGCAAGCUUGGCAGCAGAUGGUGGUACGUCCCAGAAUUCCGGGGCUCCGGGGAGUGACUGGAGUUCUGACGAGGAAGACAGAAGCAAGGGCAGACCCAAGUCCAGGUGCAGGUCCACCCUUUCCAGCCACACGUCUGAGGAGGGCGGUCAAGGUGGCAGGAUGGGCAGCGAAGCGUAUCUCACCGCGUCUGAUGACAGCAGCUCUGUAUUCGAAGAAGAGACUUUUGGCAUUAGCAGGCCGGAGCACAAGAAGCGGUAUUCUUGGCAACAGAAGGCACCGUGGAAAACUCAGAAUAGCUUUUCCAGGGGGCACUCUCAGUCAGGCGUAAAAGAGCAGGACAGUUCCUCCGAUGAACUGAAUAAGAAAUUUCAGUCCCAGAGCCUGGAUUAUUCAUCCUCAUCAAGCGAGACCAACACCCCAAGCCCCAUUUUGACCCCAUCUUUAACCCCCAAACAUCCGAACUCACUCCCUGGAAAAGGGACACAGUUAGUGCCUUCGGCAUGCCUGCCACCCCCUAAGCUAAGGAUCCCCAAUGUUUUCAGUAUAAGUAUGGCGCUCACCAAGAGGCACCUGAGCCAGCCGCAGUUAUGUUCCAACCGGAUGUUUGGCACCAACAGGAAUGCCAUAAGCAUGAUCCGACCGCUGAGACCUCAGGAAACGGAUCUUGAUGUAGUUGAUGGUGACAGCGUGGACGUUGUGGAGAGCAUGGACACAGGUUGCGAUGAUGGGUUAUUUUCCUAUGACUCCCUGGAUCCUCCUCCGUGUGCAGAUGACCAGGAAAGCAACGAGCCCACCAAGAAAGCGUCGUGCAGCAAACCUCCCACGCCUCCUCUGCAUCGCUUUCCCUCUUGGGAAAGCAGAAUAUACGCUGUAGCCAAAUCAGGCAUUCGAAUGUCUGAGGCCUUCAAUAUGGAGAAUACUAAUAAAAAUUCUGCAACCAUACUUUCCUGCUCUGCAUCAGGCCUUUAUACAUCCCUGAUAUACAAGAAUAUGACGAUCCCAGUGUACACAACGCUGAAGGGGAAGGCGACACAAAUAAGUAGCAGUCCUUUCCUGGAUGAUUCCUCUGGCUCGGAGGAAGAGGACAGUUCCAGGUCCAGCUCCCGGACGUCGGAGUCAGAUACGCGCAGCCGCAGUGGGCCCAACAGUCCCAGAGCCAUGAAGCGAGGCGUCUCUGUCUCUUCCGUGGCUUCUGAAAGCGACUACGCCAUCCCACCUGAUGCCUAUUGCGCCGACACGGAGUGCUCUCAGCCUGAGCAGAAGCUCCCUAAAACCUGCUCCUCCUCCAGUGAAAGUGGGAAAAAUGAACCAUUAGAAAAAUCUGGCUACCUACUAAAAAUGAGCGGGAAAGUCAAGACUUGGAAGAGGAGGUGGUUUGUCCUGAAAGGCGGUGAAUUACUUUACUACAAGUCUCCAAGUGAUGUAAUUCGGAAACCUCAGGGCCACAUUGAACUCAGCGCAUCCUGCAGUAUUGUUAAGGGAGAUAACAAGCAAACAGUCCAGCUGACCACCGAGAAGCACACGUACUAUCUGACUGCAGAUUCUCCCAACAUCUUGGAAGAAUGGAUUAAAGUGCUACAGAAUGUUCUGCGAGUGCAAGCUGCCAAUCCCCUCUGCCUGCAGCCUGAGGGCAAGCCAACAGCGAAGGGAUUGCUCACCAAGGUAAAACAUGGCUACUCUAAGAGAGUCUGGUGUACGCUUGUUGGGAAGACCUUGUAUUAUUUCCGCAGUCAAGAGGAUAAGUUUCCUCUAGGUCAGAUCAAACUCUGGGAGGCUAAGGUGGAGGAGGUGGACAGGUCCUGUGACUCAGAUGAAGACUACGAAGCCAGUGGACGGUGUCUCUUAUCCACUCACUAUACCAUCGUUAUCCACCCCAAAGACCAAGGCCCAACAUACCUGCUGAUCGGAUCCAAGCAUGAAAAGGACACUUGGCUUUAUCAUCUCACUGUCGCAGCCGGAAGUAACAGUGUCAAUGUUGGAUCCGAAUUUGAACAGCUGGUUUGCAAACUGCUAAAUAUAGAGGGAGAGCCUUCCUCCCAGAUAUGGAGACAUCCCACGCUGUGUCACAGCAAAGAAGGAAUCCUGUCUCCUCUGACCACACUGCCUUCGGAAGCUCUGCAGACAGAGGCCAUUAAGCUAUUUAAGACCUGCCAACUUUUUAUAAACGCUGCGGUCGACUCCCCUGCCAUUGACUACCAUAUCUCUCUAGCUCAGAGCGCUUUGCAGGUCUGCCUGACACACCCUGAGCUACAGAAUGAGAUUUGCUGUCAGCUUAUUAAACAGACAAGACGAAGGCAGCCACAGAAUCAGCCAGGACCGUUGCAGGGCUGGCAGCUCUUGGCACUCUGCGUUGGGCUCUUCCUUCCCCACCACCCUUUCCUGUGGCUCCUCCAGCUCCAUCUGAAGAGGAAUGCAGAUUCCAGGACAGAAUUCGGGAAAUAUGCCAUUUACUGCCAGCGAUGUGUGGAAAGGACACAGCAAAAUGGAGACCGUGAGGCCAGACCCUCGAGGAUGGAAAUCCUUUCAACCCUUCUUCGGAACCCUUACCAUCACUCCCUGCCCUUCAGCAUACCCGUGCACUUCAUGAAUGGGAUCUAUCAGGUAGUUGGGUUCGAUGCGUCCACCACAGUGGAAGAAUUCUUGAAUACCUUGAACCAGGACACUGGAAUGAGGAAGCCGACGCAGUCGGGAUUUGCACUGUUCACUGACGAUCCUUCUGGCAAGGAGCUUGAGCACUGUCUUCAAGGAAAUAUCAAGAUCUGUGACAUUAUAUCUAAAUGGGAACAGGCAUCCAAAGAACAGCAAUCCGGGAAAUGUGAUGGCACAAGAACUGUCCGUCUGACUUACAAAAACAGACUGUAUUUCUCAGUGCAAGCUCGUGGAGAGACUGAUAGAGAGAAGCUGCUUUUGCUGUACCAGACAAAUGAUCAGAUAAUAAAUGGCCUUUUUCCUCUGAACAAGGACCUGGCGUUAGAAAUGGCGGCGCUCUUAGCUCAGGUGGAGAUUGGGGAUUUUGAGAGACCUUUCUCCACUCCAGCCGGGCAUAACCAGUGCAAAGCAAGCCAAAACCUCAAACAAGUCAUCGAGAAAUUUUACCCUAAAAGGUACAGGGAAGGCUGCUCUGAGGAACAGUUACGGCAGCUUUACCAGCGACUCUCCACCAGAUGGAUGGCCCUCCGGGGACACAGUGCGGCCGACUGCGUGCGCAUCUAUUUAACAGUAGCCCGGAAGUGGCCAUUCUUUGGUGCCAAGUUGUUUUUAGCAAAACCCAUAGGACCAUCAUCAUCUGGCAAUACUUUUGUGUGGCUGGCUAUCCACGAAAAUGGAUUAAGCAUCCUAGAAUACACCUCCAUGAGGUUAGUGGUCAGCUAUGUGUACAAGAGCCUGAUGACGUUUGGAGGGUGUCAAGACGACUUCAUGGUAGUCAUUAACACUCAUGCAAAAGACAGACCAACAGAGAAGUUACUUUUUGCCAUGGCAAAACCCAAGAUUCUUGAGAUCACCCUUCUGAUUGCCAGUUACAUCAACAACUUCUAUCAGCAGAAGGCAGCCCUCCACCACCUCUCUGCCCCCGCCCUGCUCUCAGCCAAGACACAGGGACCCCACGCCAGGGCCAUGGGAAGCCAGCCCCUCCUGUCGAACAGCAGACCCACCAAAGGCCCCACUUUACUCUGAAAGCUCCUGAGUCUGAACCUUCACUCCUCAGCCAUGAAGUGGCUGCAUCAGCGACUAACAAGUGUCUGACGCACUGCCUGCCAGUCCGGCGCGCACCCCAGCCCCCCAGACGUUAGCAGCAACACGUUACUCUCUUAACUGACCCCUAAAUAUUCAGAUAACAAUAAAGCGUAACGUGCCAGCAUACUCAUCGUGUCUUAGACACAGAUGCCCACCCAUCUCCCUCCUUGGCCAUCAGACUUUGAGCAAUAAGGCUUCUCAUCUUUUGCUUUGAAAUACCCUGGCGAUCUUUUGAAAGGGAGAGUCCAAACUCUCAUUUGGUAAACCGGUUGACUCUCUGGAAAAACUCACUGCCAGAAAUUGUUAAGUACUGUAAUGAAAUGUGCCUUUAGCUAAUGAAGUGGUAUUUGGAAAAGAGUGAAGUUCAGUGUAAGAAUCAGCUGUGGGAACAUGUGCAGGGGGUAGAUUCUUAGAGAAAGAAAGUGCAAUAAAUCUCCUGAGUCUAUGAGGCCUUACAUGAGGAGACAGGUGGGCGCUAACUAGAGCUCCCCUACAGUAUUGCAAAGUGUGGACUCUGCGGCCUCUGCAGAUCACUGGAGUGUGGUAUUUCAAAUGAGGUAGUAAGUCCUGGCACUCCUGCCCAUCAGCACAGCAUAAGAUCACUGGAAUAGUGCCCCACGUUUCACUGUGUUUAAUGCUAGGUCACCUUGACCUUGCUUUGUUAGAAAGAGUACCAAAGAUGCUCCUUAAAGCUAUAUGCACAGUCUUUUCUGAUUAGAGUUUAAAAGUAAAUUCCAGCUGGGUGGUGGUGGCGUGGUGGUGGCGCACACCUUUAAUUCCAGCACCCAGGAAGCAGAGGCUGGGGGAAUCUGUGAGUUCCAGGCCAGCCUGGUGUGCAGAGUGAGUUCCAGGAUAGCCACUGGACUAUCACAGAGACGACACAGAGAACCCCUGUCUCAAAAAAUCAAAAAAUCAAAAAAAAAAAAAAAAGUAAAUUCCAGAGUAAAUUUUAAUAGAAAAUACUUAGGCCAAAGGAAGUAAAUUUUUAGUUGAAAUUGUCUUGGGAUGCCUGUGUGUGUCAGUUAUCCCGUCGCUGUGGCAAAUCCUUCACGGAAACAGCCUAGGGGAGACAGGAUUAUUUUUGCUGUUUGAGAGGGUUCUAAGCAGUUGGGAAGAGCCCCAUGGUAUCAGGAGCAUGUGACCUACGAGGUUUCUUCAACCCGUGAUGGAUAGGAAGCCGAGAGAAAGGGAGCGGAGCAAGUGGGGACAGGUACAACUUCCAAAGCAUGUCCCCAGGGGCUCACUUCCUCAAAGCACCAGCUCUCAAUGUUUCUACCACCUUUCAAGCCAGCACCGCCCUCUUGGGGGCCCAGCGUCCAACACAUCUAGGAACAUUUCAUAGUUAAAUCAUAACAGCGACAGAAGCGGCCGAUGCAGUCCAAGCUGUGUCAAAGAAAUGGGAUGAGUAUUCACGGGAAAAAAAGAAACUGUGAUAAGAUAGGAAAAUUCUAUUAUAAAAAUGUCUAACUGUAAUAGUCAAACACAAGUCUACCUAAUUUUAUUUAUGUGUAGAAUAUUUGUAUUUAUUUUUAGACAUAUAUUUAUCACUGUGUGUGCCAUUAUUUUUUAAACCAAUUUGAGAAAAAUGCUAGCUGCCCGGUUAAUUUGUUGGCAGAGCUCCUGGUAUUUUCCUCUUUGCUGCUUUCUUCCUGUGGCAAUGUCCCGUCCUCACACUAAACCUUUUUAAAUAUGUUUUGCCCUUAGGAGCAAAGUCAAGAAGCAAACACAUUGCUCGAGUCAUAUUGGACUCAUUUGGUAAUGACAAAGAUAUUUUUUACCCCAUAGAAAUGGGUUUCCAGUGGCUGUUUACCCGUCUGUCUUUAGAGCCACAACCACUCACCUAAUUAACAGAUUUCUGUUUUAGAAUAAAUGAUUAACCAUUUUGGGGGUGACUCUCAGAGUGUUUUUGACCGGGAUAAAAUAGUGUUUUUGAGUGCCCAUAAAACCACUUAAUAAUCAUUAGUGGGCGAGCUUUAUUCAUUCACCAUCUGGUGAGCAGUCCCAUACGCCCCCAUCAUGAGAUUUCAAAGUAGUGAGUGCUUAACAUAAACCAUGGUGCCUUAGACAUUAUGCUUGUUUUUGACAGAGCAGAAAUGAAAUAUUUUGAUGGAAAGAAGUCAAUUUUCUGUAACCAAUGAUGUGAAAAUUUUAUUUCCUGGGAAAUUACUUAUCUAGCCAUUUUUUAAAAUGCAAGUAUAUUAUUAUGAUUGGUUACAGGAGAAUAAUGUUUCAUGUUUAAUUGUAAUAUUUCUCACCUAUCCUUUUCUUCCUUUUCAAUCAUAAUAAAUGAUUUGCAAGACCCGUCUUGAA
Molecule: messenger RNA, 6979 nt
Organism: Peromyscus californicus insignis
Lineage: Eukaryota; Metazoa; Chordata; Mammalia; Rodentia; Cricetidae
Gene: Plekhh2
Product: pleckstrin homology, MyTH4 and FERM domain containing H2
Exons: 30
Coding region: 140-4609 (1489 amino acids)
Biological process (GO): negative regulation of actin filament depolymerization
Cellular component (GO): cytoplasm; cytoskeleton
Molecular function (GO): actin binding
Source: RefSeq, a predicted model, not a curated record